UGUGCGUUUGAGGAAAAAAAAACAUGGAAUGGCACAUUCAGCAGGUGAAAAAGGGGUAAAUGUGAAAAUAAUGAAAAUAAUUCACUGAAUAAUGGUAGGGUCGUUUCUAUCGUCACAACAAAUAGGAAGACAAUCUAAAUGACUUAUAUAACUGAACACAUUAUCUAAUGCAAAUAAGGUUGCUUAAAAGUUGGUGGGGACAACUUGAGCUUCCUGAAAAGUUGGUAGUGUUUUGUCCCUACCGUCCCAAUGCAAACCUACGCCCUUAGUUCUAACGCAUUUUUAAACUGCAAUUAUGAUCUGUGCUACUCUUAAAAUGCAAUUUUCAAUUCUUUCAGCCAGAUGGGGCUGCUUCAACAGAGGCUAAUAUUUUCAGGCUUAUCUACAUUUUCAGUCUUUUUAAGCCUGCCCUUUGUGCUACAGAGAGGGUUACUAAAGACCCAGGGCUGUAGAAACCUUUUCCCUUGUGCCAAUAUAUUAUUUGCUCAUGUUUGGAAAUUCUGUUUGAGCAGUUCUUGCCAUGUAAGGUCAAAGAUCAGAUAUGGUACGAUAAGGUAAGCGUGAUCCAUCAAAUUCCAGAUUGAGUGUCUGAGAUAAGACAAUCAAUCAGGAGGUGAGGAAAUCCUGGGAAGACUUUGGACUUACUUCACUGACUUCUUUUCCUUCCCACCAGUCGUGGUUCUGCGAGUUGUCUGUCUUUUCUUGGGGUAAUAUGAAGAUUGAUUUUGCCCCUGUCGAUGUGCCCCUAUGCAGGAGACUGCAGACUGCUGCAGUGCUGCAAUGGGUUUUUUCCUUUCUUGCCUUAGCACCCACUUGCAUCUUCCUGUUUUUCUACCUGCUGUUCACUCGAUACUGGUUGAUCAGCGUGCUAUAUUCGGUCUGGUGGUUCUUUGACUAUGAUACUCCUGCACGCGGAGGCCGCAGGGUGCCUUACUUGUGUGGAAUCAAAAUGUGGGACUACAUGCGGGAUUACUUCCCCAUCAAGUUGGUGAAGACAGUCGACCUGGACCCUCGGCACAACUAUGUCAUGGGCUUCCACCCCCAUGGAGUCCUGGUGGCAGGAGCCUUUACCAAUUUCUGCACCUAUUCCACAGGCUUCAGAGAACUAUUCCCAGGCCUCAAAAGCUACCUGCUCAUGCUGCCACUUUGGUUUCGAGCCCCAUUCUUCAGAGACUAUAUCAUGUGUGCAGGUCUGAUUCCAUCUGACAAAGAGAGUGCCAGUUAUCCUCUCCGGCAGAGGGGUGGUGGUAAUGCUGUUGCAAUUGCUGUUGGUGGUGCUCCAGAGGCCCUUGAUGCCCACCCUGGGACUUAUAACGUACUCUUGGCCAAAAAGAAAGGUUUCAUUAAAAUGGCUAUGGAGAAUGGGGCUCACUUGGUGCCAGUCUUCUCAUUUGGUGAGAACGAGGUGUUUGACCAAGUGGGGAACCCAAGAGGAACUUGGCUGAGAAGUGUACAGGAACAAUUGCAAAGCAUCAUGGGUAUCUCCCUUCCUCUUUUCCAUGCUCGUGGGAUUUUCCAAUACUCCUUUGGUCUCAUGCCGUACAGAAAACCCAUUCAUACCAUUGUUGGACGGCCAAUUAGGGUGAAAAAGAACGAGAAACCAACAAGCGAGGAGCUUGAUGCCCUUCACCAGUUGUACAUGGACGAGCUCAGCCAUCUCUUUGAGCAGCACAAGAGCAACUACGGCGUGGACAAAGAGACCCACCUGAACUUUGUCUGAAAUUGACCCAGGAAGCAUUAUUAUUUAUUCUGAAGUUUUUUUUUUUUUUGGAUUGGCUUUGUAAAAUCAAAUUAUUUCAACAUUGUAAUGGCAGUUAAAUAAAAAUAUUUUCGUUGUGAAACAAGCUUUAUAUGUUUGUAUACAAUAUAACUGGGCCUUGGUGAUAAAUUGAUUUAAUUAAUUGAGCCCUUUUUCCCCUCCCCAACCCAUAAGGAAUGAAGUCUGCAAGGGAAAAAAAAUAAGUAUGUCAAAUCUAUCUAGAAGUAUACAAGGUGUUGGCGAGAGAAUGAAAAUCUAGUAACAGGUUAUUCAAUAUAUAUAAGAUUUUACUGAAGUUAUUCAAUAUAUACGUAUAUACAGUGAGGAAAUUAAGUAUUCGAACACCCUGCGAUUUUGUAAUUCCUCCCACUGAGAAAUGACGGGCGGGUUUGAAGUUUUCAUGGUAGGUGCUUGUCCACUAUGAGAACCCUCCCCCCCACCCAAAAAAUCCAGAAAUCACAGUGUAUGAUAAAAAAAAAUCCAGAAAUCACAGUGUAUGAUUUUUUUGAACAAUUGAUUUGUUUUUAUACUGCUGUAAAUAAGUAUUUGAACACAUGAGAAAAUCAAUGUUAAUAUUCACAAUGUUUGCACACACUGCAACAGGGAUUUUGCACAACUGCUCCACACAGAUGCUCUUUAGAUCAAUCGGGUUUCUGGGCUGUCACUGAGAAACACAGAGUUUGAGCUUCCUCAAAAGAUUUUCUAUUGGGAUUAUGUCUUUUAGAUUAUUGCACAAUAAACCUAAAAUCAGAGCUGUGCAUAUUGUUAAAAAAACAAUAAAAAAUAAAAGUUAAUACACUCAUGUAAAGCUGUCAGAACACGAGGGGCGAAUG
Molecule: messenger RNA, 2592 nt
Organism: Corythoichthys intestinalis (scribbled pipefish)
Lineage: Eukaryota; Metazoa; Chordata; Actinopteri; Syngnathiformes; Syngnathidae
Gene: mogat2
Product: monoacylglycerol O-acyltransferase 2
Exons: 6
Coding region: 713-1720 (335 amino acids)
Biological process (GO): diacylglycerol biosynthetic process; triglyceride biosynthetic process
Cellular component (GO): endoplasmic reticulum membrane
Molecular function (GO): diacylglycerol O-acyltransferase activity; 2-acylglycerol O-acyltransferase activity
Source: RefSeq, a predicted model, not a curated record